Eutrema salsugineum is the source of this 1293-nucleotide messenger RNA. Its product is annotated as GPN-loop GTPase 2. The record is from RefSeq and is a predicted model, not a curated record. The transcript has 10 exons. Gene Ontology annotation, molecular function: GTPase activity. The coding region runs from base 180 to 1076 and encodes 298 amino acids. Lineage: Eukaryota; Viridiplantae; Streptophyta; Magnoliopsida; Brassicales; Brassicaceae. Gene Ontology annotation, cellular component: cytoplasm.
UGUCGUCCGUCAAAAAUUGGGGGUUUUGAUAAAAAGGCGAGUCAAUUGGAAACUUUGAAUUGUGUUUCAAAAACCCUAAAAACGAUUUCUUUCUGUCACUAUCUCACUUCUCGUUUGAGUUCUUCAAGCCUUUUGUUGUUAAAAAAAAAACCCUUUGUUGUUACCUCGUCCACUUAGAUAUGGUGUUUGGACAAGUAGUUAUAGGUCCUCCUGGAUCGGGCAAGACCACUUACUGCAAUGGCAUGUCUCAGUUCCUCUCUCUUAUCGGCAGGAAGGUCGCUGUUGUGAAUCUGGAUCCUGCAAACGAUGCAUUACCGUAUGAGUGUGCUGUGAAUAUAGAAGAAUUGAUUAAGUUAGAAGAUGUUAUGUCUCAACAUUCGCUUGGUCCUAAUGGAGGUCUUAUGUAUUGUAUGGAAUACUUGGAGAAAAACAUUGACUGGCUGGAAUCUAAAUUAAAGCCUCUUUCGAAGGACCAUUACUUUCUCUUUGAUUUUCCUGGCCAAGUGGAACUCUUCUUCAAUCAUGACAGUACCAAGAAAUUUCUCACGAAGCUAAUAAAAUCCUUGAACCUUAGAUUAACUGCUGUGCAACUAAUUGAUUGCCAUCUAUGUAGUGACCCUGGUAACUAUGUAAGCUCGUUGCUUCUCUCCUUGUCCACAAUGCUUCAUAUGGAACUCCCACAUGUCAAUGUCUUGUCUAAAAUCGAUCUGAUUGGUAGCUACGGGAAGCUAGCUUUCACUUUAGAUUUCUAUACCGAUGUUCAAGACUUGUCAUACUUACAGCAUCAUCUUAAUCAAGAUCCUCGCUCUGCUAAGUACAGGAAACUAACAAGUGAGCUAUGUAGUGUCGUUGAAGAUUACGGUCUUGUUAAUUUUACAACUUUGGAUAUUCAGGAUAAAGAAAGUGUUGGGAAUCUUGUAAAGCUCAUUGAUAAGGCCAAUGGAUAUAUAUUUUCCGGGAUUGAUGCAAGCGUGGUUGAAUAUAGCAAGAUUGCAGUUGGUCAAGCUGAUUGGGAUUAUAACAGAGUCGCAGCUGUGCAAGAGAAGUAUAUGAAAGACGAGGAAACUAUAGACUGAUGAAUAGAGACAGAGCUUGAAACUUCCAAAGAAGAAGAAGAAACAAUGAUGAGCCUGGUUUAAAAUCUCUCUGAACCAAACCAUGUACCGGUUUGCAUGAACCAUUUUUUAAUUUUGGGGUGCGUUUUACGUCCAAACAACAUUGAUUACGUAAAGUUCCUGGUUAGGUUCACGGAAUUAUGCUAAUUUUGAGACGGCUUGUAGUAAUUAUAAUCAU